Centropristis striata (black sea bass) is the source of this 3402-nucleotide messenger RNA. Its product is annotated as phosphatidylinositol 4,5-bisphosphate 3-kinase catalytic subunit gamma isoform. Gene Ontology annotation, biological process: phosphatidylinositol 3-kinase/protein kinase B signal transduction; phosphatidylinositol-mediated signaling; phosphatidylinositol-3-phosphate biosynthetic process. Gene Ontology annotation, molecular function: 1-phosphatidylinositol-3-kinase activity; 1-phosphatidylinositol-4-phosphate 3-kinase activity. The record is from RefSeq and is a predicted model, not a curated record. The transcript has 12 exons. NCBI's taxonomy places the organism in Eukaryota, Metazoa, Chordata, Actinopteri, Perciformes, Serranidae. Gene Ontology annotation, cellular component: phosphatidylinositol 3-kinase complex, class IA; cytoplasm; phosphatidylinositol 3-kinase complex, class IB. The coding region runs from base 1 to 3402 and encodes 1133 amino acids.
AUGGAUCCUGCAUUGCUCCUAAAUCAGGCUCUCCAUCCACCUUCUGUGGACUUUCUCUCUGGGACAUCAACUCAAAGCGGCUCUGAGAACAACCUGACGUUUAUCUGCGAGUUCAAGCCUGGUCCACCACAGGUGUCUUGCGAUGAGGAUUACAAUGUUAAUAUGGACUUUGGGUCGGUGUCAGUCAUCCUCCCUGCACAGUGCAGUGUCUACCAGCUGCGGCUACGCAUCUGUAUGCAGGUACAGGAACAAAGUUGCCAUCCAGACCCACUGGCCCUAUUGGACCCAGAGAAAUACACUCUGCUAUAUGCCAGAGGGGAGGACUGGUAUGAGGCCUAUGAUGACUGCCAGGUUAUCAGGACGUUAGACAUUCCAUGGUCAUGUGACAACACUGGGCGUCUGUUGGCUCACAUAGUGGUUAAACCACUGGUGGCAGUUGAUUCAGAGGAGAAGAAGAAACAACAAGAGUGUCUGACUUACCUGAUUGGACACAACCUGGAGAAAGAAGCAUCUGACAGACUUGGCGAGCUCACAUUCACCCGCAGAAAACUGGCAUCUCCGAGAAGACAAGAGCUGAGAGAUCGGGAUGACGAGUUAUAUGCCACAGAGCCUUGGAUAACAUGCACCCCCAUUCCAGAUGACCUACAGGACCAGCUAAACCGGAAGCUUACGGUCACCCUGCAUUACAUGAGCAAGAUCAGCUUCAGCAUCCAGGUGGACUUUAGUACAACUCCAAAUGUGCUACUUCAGGUUUUUAGAAGGGUGAUGGCAGACCAGGGGCUUGAUUAUGACACAUCUGAUAGGCUGGUGUUAAAAGUCUCAGGGAGGGAGGAGUUUUUAUCUGGAGACCAUACCCUGAGCAAUUUCCUCUGGGUUCGACAGUGCAUGAAAAUCAUUCAAGACCUCCACCUCUCUGUGGUCCCUGUGACACAGCUUGGUGAUGAGACUGUCAAGUUUGUGGACUGGCCGCUCGUUGAUGGUUCCAGUGGCCAGUUCAGCUCCCACGAUGAUCUUCGCCUCGAAGGGAAGGAUCUGGAUGACAUCUUCAUGAUAUCCCUGUGGGACUGCAAUCGAAGACUUCGAGUGAAAUUGCUUGGCUUUGACAUCCCAAAACUUCCAAGCAAAUGCCCCCAGUCUGUUUACGUAAAGGCAUCUAUACUUUAUGGUAACAAGGUUCUCUCUUCAGUGUCCUCAACUCCAAAGGCCUUUGCAGAUGAAGUGCUGUGGAAUGAGUGGCUGGACUUUGAUGUUCUCCUCCGGGAUCUGCCACGUGGAGCCAAGCUGGGUUUUACUAUUAACGCUACUGGUGGUGACAUCUCUCCAGUAACCAGAGACACAAAGUCUACAGUAACCAAAGACUUAAAGCAGCCAUUGUCUUCAGUCAACAAAGCACCAGACCUACAGAAAGGGAAGGGAAGGGUGCUCUACUUUGUCAAUCUUCUCCUCAUUGAUCACAGAUCCGUCCUCAGCCAGGGCCCCAACACCAUGCACAUGUGGUCGUACCCUGACGUGGAGGAAGAAGCCAUCACCUACCAGGCAGACAAGCUGUCCUCUGCUACUAAUCCAGACAUAGCUGACUCCAUGGCUAUCAGCUUCCUUCUAGACCGCUACAGCUUCCCUGUGGUUCUACCAGAGAGCUUCAGCACCUCUGAAUGCUCCGACAGUCCUGCCUCCAGCCUCACCCUGACCAAACCUUCUGCUUCCUCUAUUGCCCUCUCCUCCUCAGCCUCCUCGGCCUCCUCACCCCCUUCCGCCUCAUUCAGCGCAGAUUCUUUCUCUCUGAAUGUCCAGCACUCACUGACUGACACUGUCACUCUCAGAAGCGCAUCUCCAGUCACCAACACCAACAGGGCUUGCCUCAAAAGGUUCAGGGAGGAAAGCAUCCGAUAUGCUUCGAAUCUACCCCAAUUUCUGCGCAAUGUUGAUUGGAUGGACCGCAGAGUGGUUGAAGAUGUCCACUGGCUACUGGGAAAGUGGGAUCCCGGAGAACUGGAUGUAACAGUGGCCCUGGAGCUGUUAAGCAUGGACUUUGCUGAUGGGAAGGUCAGGAGACUAGCAGUCCAGAGAUUGGAGAGCCUUUCCAAUGAUGAUCUGUUGAAGUAUUUGCUGCAGCUGGUGCAGACCCUCAAAGUGGAACCUUACCAUGACAGUUUCCUCGCUCGGUACCUCAUCCAAAGAGCUCUGCGGAGCAAGAGAAUCGGCCACUUCUUCUUCUGGUACGUCCGCAGUGAAGUGGCAGGAUGUCCGUAUUUCCGCCAGCGCAUGGCUGUGAUUCUGGAGGCCUACCUGCUGGGCUGUGGUCAGGCCACGCUCGACAGCUUCACCCAGCAGGUUCAGGCCGUGGAGGCCCUGCAUGAGGUUGCUAUAAAGAUUAAAAAACUCUGGCCUGACAAGACCGACCUUCCUCCUUCAGCUCCGCUGAAGCUUCAAGAGCUUAUUAGAAGCUCUACUCUGCCAGAUGAAUUCCUGCUGCCCUUUGACCCCCGCAUCAAAGCUGGAAGGAUCCUGCUGGACAAAUGCAAGGUGAUGGCGUCUAAGAAGAAGCCACUGUGGCUGGAGUUCUCCCCCAUGCCAUCCCCCACCUCUGUUACACCUGUCGGAAUAAUCUUCAAAGAGGGGGACGACCUCAGACAGGACAUGCUGGUCAUUCAGACGCUGGUGGUGAUGGACUCUAUCUGGCAGGAGAAAUCUCUGGACCUGAACCUUGUUCCAUAUGGCUGCAUCUCCACAGGACACAACAUAGGAAUGAUUGAGAUUGUGAGGGAUGCAGCGACCAUUGCUUCAGUCCAGAGGAGCCUUGGGGGAACAAAUGGAGCCUUCAGGAACGAUGCUCUGUUUGAGUGGCUUAAAUCCAAAUGUCCACUCCAGGAAAUACACUACAAGACUGUGGAGAGAUUUGUGAAGUCCUGUGCUGGAUACUGUGUGGCCACAUACGUCCUGGGAAUAGGAGAUCGACACAAUGACAACAUCAUGAUCACAGACCAAGGGAACCUGUUUCACAUCGACUUUGGUCACAUCCUGGGGAACAGGAAGCACUUCCUUGGCGUGAGCAGGGAGCGUGUACCAUUCGUCCUCACACCUGACUUCCUGCAUGUCAUGGGCAGAGGCAAAGGACGCAACAGCCUCUAUUUCCAGCGCUUUAGGGACACUUGCACCGAAGCGUACCUCUCUCUGCGCUCACACUCUCGUCUGCUGGUCACGCUUUUCUCCCUCAUGCUGCUGACGGGCAUCCCAGAGCUGAGUGCUGCAGAGGACAUGUUGUACCUGCGGGAGGCGCUCCAGGAGGAACAAAGUGAGGCUGAGGCCAAGGAGCAUUUCCUCCAGCAGAUCACUGUGUGUGAGAAGCAGGGCUGGACCGUGCAGGCCAACUGGUGGAUCCACAUGGUGGCAGGCAUCAAAUAG